Molecule: messenger RNA, 1492 nt
Organism: Ectocarpus sp. CCAP 1310/34
Lineage: Eukaryota; Phaeophyceae; Ectocarpales; Ectocarpaceae
Source: the annotation of a GenBank genome assembly
AUGGAAGUUGUUGUCUCGUUAUCAGGUUAUCCAGGCGAUCUGCAGACACUUGGUACGGACGUUGUGGGACGACACUAGAUUGUAAUGCAGGGUCCUGCAGCACAUUUCUGCAAAUCGGUGCUUGUUGCGGGGUUUCCAACUAACUGUUGUUGGUGAUCAAACGCAAACAACCGAGAGAGAGUGUCUGGGACUACGUGUAACCUUCCCGGCUUGUGUCGCACGGUAAAGUCAAAAGACUGCAAAGCAAUCGCCCACCUAGUCAGCAUAUUAGACGUGUCUUGCAUCGUGUACAAAUAUCUUAACGCCGCAUGAUCCGUCACGAGUUCAAAAUGUUUACCCCACAGGUAGGGUCUCCAGUGUUGUAAACUCAAAACAACUCCGUAACAUUCUUUCAUCGUGGGGGAGUAGUGGCGUUGAGCUUUGUUAAAUCGCUGGCUGAAGUAUGCAAUAAUAUUCAGGUCGUCACCAUUCUUUUGGGCUAGGAAUGCUCCUGCACCAACUUCACUGGCAUCAACGUGAACCACGAAAGAUCUGGUAAAGUCAGGGAAACAUAGUACGGGGGCUUCGCUGAGUAAACGUUUUACCUCUGCAAACGCCUUAUCGUGUUCCUGAUUCCAUCGUUUUGCGAUUGAUUUCACAUGCUCUUUCUGCGUGAGUUCGACUAGCGGCGCGAUUACCGUAGAAAGGUCGGGUAUAUACUUACGUACAAAAUUGACCAUGCCCAAAGCCGAACGAAGUUCUUUAAUGGUUUUGGGUGUAGGUGAAAUGUACCCUACGAUUGUAUCGCGUUCGAGGCGUGGUCGCCUCAGGCGCGAUUUCAGCCACUACGUCUACUGUCAUUUCAUGUUGGGGAGGAAUGCAGUAUCUCUUGGGGAGAUAUACAGGCACCGCUCCUACUGAUGGGUCAAGCGCAACUAUAGAUAUUUGUGCUGGAGCACUAUCAUUUGGGUCUGCUUGACUAUUCGUUCGUCGGUGUUUUGCCGGAAUUUUUCUUGUGGAAUUUUUUAACGAAAGUUGCUCGCCGCACCAGUCUAGUACGGCGCCAAAGGCAUUCAUUAUCCUAUUUCGAGCAACAUUUUAUCCGAACCUAGGUUUGGUAACACCAGGANUAAUUACUAACUCGGGCAGGAAUUCGCACUCUCUUGGAGGACGAAUUUAACGCAUUAGGGUGUUGUGGAUAUUUACUAAGUGCAGACGUAUGAAACGAUGCAUAUUGAGAUCCACUACUACUAGACGCGCGAGACACAGAGGCACACUUUCUUGUGUUUUUAUUAAAUGGCAUGUUCAUCAGUACAUAUUGGGCUUGCGGGGCUAACCUAGGUCCUGACGCACGAGUGCGUUUGGUUUGCCUAUUCUUCCCUGCGUUGCUACUUGGCUGAUUCUUGAACGAUACCGGGGCAGACGCUGCUACUUGAGUAUCAGACUCACUGCUAGAUAAACCUCGUACGGAUUUUGAACCAGUUCCCUUAGCCCGAGGAAAAAAUGAUUCCCU